Molecule: messenger RNA, 776 nt
Organism: Protopterus annectens (West African lungfish)
Lineage: Eukaryota; Metazoa; Chordata; Ceratodontiformes; Protopteridae
Gene: SDHD
Product: succinate dehydrogenase complex subunit D
Exons: 4
Coding region: 61-534 (157 amino acids)
Biological process (GO): tricarboxylic acid cycle; mitochondrial electron transport, succinate to ubiquinone
Cellular component (GO): mitochondrial envelope; membrane
Molecular function (GO): ubiquinone binding; heme binding
Source: RefSeq, a predicted model, not a curated record
AAGAGAAAGUAAUAUUUCCGGGUUAUACGGCUGGCGACCUUGGGGAAAAAUCAGCGCAGUAUGGCUUCUCUCGUUAGGUUGAGUUCACUCUACGCAAGGGGGGUUAAACCUCUCUUUCUCAACAGGUGCCUGCUUGCCAGGCCAUUAGUCGCAUCCGGGAGUAACAAUAAGGAGUCCCCUGCUCUGUUGCUGUCUCGCAUUCAUGUCUCUCCUAACGUUUAUGCUGUUUCUAAGUCUGCAUCUCAGCACUGGAGAAAUGAGAAAGCUCUGACUGUUGUGCUAUUCAGCCUUUUUCCUGCAGCAUUCAUAUGUCCUGGUCCUGUUGUGAACUAUUCUCUGUCUGCGGUCAUAGCCCUUCACAGCUACUGGGGUCUUGAAAAUAUUAUAACAGAUUAUGUCCAUGGGUCAGCAACUUUUAAAAUGGCCAAAGUAGCCAUCUUAGCCCUAUCAGCCACCACAUUUGCUGGCCUCUGCUACUUCAAUUAUAGUGAUGUAGGCAUCUGUAAAGCUGUUGCCAUGCUGUGGAGUAUCUAAUUAUUGAUGGUCGCAUAACUUAAGUGUACAGUAAAGAGUUAAACAUUUAUACCCUUUAAUUUCAGCAAAACUGUUUUUGCAAACAUAAUUCAUAAACCAUAAUUAUCUUAGAAAAUGUAUCCUUUGUUGGUAAAUGUUGCUGUCUUUUCUCUGCUGGUAAAUGCUACCAUUUUCUGUAUUGCAGUACAAGACUAUAAAUGACAUUUAUGGAAAUGUGAUUAAAACAUUUACUGUGAAUUAUU